Molecule: messenger RNA, 2331 nt
Organism: Bursaphelenchus xylophilus (pine wood nematode)
Lineage: Eukaryota; Metazoa; Nematoda; Chromadorea; Rhabditida; Aphelenchoididae
Source: the annotation of a GenBank genome assembly
AUGGAUCGGCUUCACUGUAUGUACCACCAGAGUAGGGUAAAAAAAGCGAAAUUUUAUAUUAUCCAUGACCAUUGCCAUGGAUAAAAUAAAAAAUCACUCUUAAAUUAAAAUUCACUGCCUAAAAUGAGUCCCUCUUAUCUGGAAACAUCCCAAUAUCUAGCAUAAAGUCCUUGAGGUCAUGUUAAAGCAUCAGUUUCACUCAAAAACUGAUACUGAAAUCGAUUAAACGCUCCCUUUUUAUCAGUUGCGUCCGAGUUUACAACGGUCAGGAAAAUGGCGAUGAGGACACUGUAGUCCGUUGUUGACAGUGAAUUUUACCGCGAAUUUUAUUACUAAAUAUUUCAUGGACACUUUAAUGUGACUAAAAAUUAUUUUUUUUCAGAAAACUUGAGGUCUCACGAACAUUUUUACCUCAAAACUAUGAGUUACGGUCAAACUACCUCAGCUUUAACCCAGAAACCAACCAUUUGGCAGUCAAUACAGCCGUCUGAAAAGACGGUGAAAGGCGUCGUAAUCGGCGGUCUCACUGGCGCCAUCGAGAUCUGCAUCACUUUCCCCACGGAAUACGUCAAAACUCAACUUCAGCUGGAUGAAAGAAGUGCGACACCUAAGUAUAGAGUGAGUUUAGAGGCUUUCUGUGUAUUCUUGAAGGGAUUUAGAGGAGGUUUGAAGGAUAUUUAGGAGUUUUGGAGGCUUUUGUUAUAUCGUACUAGGUAGUGUGGAGAAAAUUUUUGUUUUUUCUUUGAGGAACUUUUGGAACCAAUGGUUUUUUGGUUGAUAAGGAAGAUGUAUGGUUCUGUGAAUGUUCAGAGGUAGUUUUUUUAUUUUGAAAGGUUGAUUUUUUGAUCUUUUUGAUUGGUUUUCUUAGUUUAAUAUCUAAAAUUUUGUACUCUUGAAUUUUCACGGAUUUUUUUCUGUUUUUAUAUUUAAUCUAGAUGGAAUGCGUAAAGAAAUGGAAUUGGGAUGUGUUGGGAUCUAAUUUUUAUGAAAAACUAAGAAUUUUUGGUGUUAGUUUGGGCCACCUAGUGUAAUAUCGAAAAAUUCAAAAAAAUUGUUAGAUAUCGAGAACUUUUUGAUGGCAUAAGUUUCAAUAAGAAUUGUAGAACAUUUUGAAAUUAUUUUUGGUCUUAAAGCUACUAUUUUUCACUGAUUUUAGACUGAUUUGCCUAGUGUAAUAUCCAGAAAUGUUUGAUUUUUAUAUUUUUGUUGGUUUUUUAACUUCCUUUUAAUCUGAAUAAUUUUUCAGGGUCCAGCCGACUGUGUAAAGCAGACCGUCCGCAGUCAUGGCGUCCUUGGCCUCUACCGUGGCCUCUCCGUUCUUCUCUAUGGAUCAAUCCCAAAGUCGUCGUUCAGAUUCGGAACCUUUGAGUUCCUGAAAGGGAAAGCCGCGGAUGAGAAGGGCAAUCUGACGCCGGUGAUGAGAUUACUUUGCGGAUUGGGUGCCGGCUUAUCAGAAGCAGUUUUUGCAGUCACCCCAAUGGAGACCGUCAAGGUGAAGUUUAUCCAUGAUCAGACCCUGGAAAAGCCCCAAUACAAGGGAUUCACGCAUGGAUUGAAGACGAUUGUCAAGAAUGAAGGCUUGGGAGUGAGUUGUUUUUGUUUGUUUUUUGAUUUUUAGGUAUCAAAAAAGUGAAUUUCCUCAAGAAAAGAAUGUGAAAUUUCUGGGACAUCCCUUCAAUGGAUGAACUAGAAUUUUUGGCGAUUGAUCUAUGCUCUAGACAGAGUUUGUACCCAAAAUUUGAAGGACAUUGAUCAAGAUUUUCGCCACUAAUUUUAUAUUGUUUCAGGGUCUCUACCAAGGAGUAACGGCCACCAUGGCGAAGCAAGGAAGCAACCAAGCCAUCCGAUUCUUCGUCAUGGAGACCCUCAAGGACUGGUAUCGCGGCGGGGACCCGAAUCAAAAAGUCUCCAAGCCAAUUAUCGGAUGCAUGGGAUUGGUGGCGGGCGCGGCUUCGGUCUACGGAAACACCCCAAUUGAUGUGGUAAAAACUCGAAUGCAGGGCCUGGACAGACAUAAAUACAAGAGCACAAUCGAUUGCGCUGUCAAAAUUUGGAAACACGAGGGAUUCUUUGCGUAAGUGGAGAUUUUAAGAGUAAAUUUUAUAUUAUACUAGGCAAAAUUGAGGAUUUUUUGGAAAAUUUAGAGAGAAAUGAUGGCGCUAUUAUCUGAAAUUGAUAUAGAGACCAACUUGAGGUCUUAUUGAACUUAUUUUUGUAUUUUUCAGCUUCUACAAAGGCACCGUCCCUCGGCUGAGCCGGGUUUGCCUCGACGUCGCCAUCACCUUUAUGAUCUACGAUUCCAUCAUGGAAGCCAUCAAAAAGUACUGGUAG